Messenger RNA from Folsomia candida, 1031 nucleotides. RefSeq lists its product as uncharacterized. Bases 90 to 470 code for a protein of 126 amino acids. The record is from RefSeq and is a predicted model, not a curated record. The transcript has 3 exons. NCBI's taxonomy places the organism in Eukaryota, Metazoa, Arthropoda, Collembola, Entomobryomorpha, Isotomidae.
UCUUGUAAGCAGAAAUUUGCAUACUUCUCUCUGUAGAGACAAUAAUAGUCCCCCCAAUAAUAAUCCCAUCCACGUAGGUUUGUAUAAUAAUGAAGAAAAUUGGCAUCCUCAUCCUGACAGGGUUAAUUGCAAUAUUUUCUACUGUUUUACAAGAGUCGCGUCAGCAACUACCCGUCGAAAUUUGGGAGGCUGGAUUUAGAAAUUUUAUCAGUGAUGUUAUCUCCAAUUUUCCUCAAUGGAUUAAUGCAAAUGAGUUAGAUCCCACUCCUCCAGGGAGCCGGACAUAUCCAAUUAACCUCAACACCGGACCUGUAUCUCUGACAGGAUACUUUUCCAACGUCUCAGUUAUUGGUUUGUCCACCAUUUACAAUCACACGUUUGAUAACUCCGCAGCUUAUGGCACGUCGUAUGAGGGUCUACAUAUUGGAAUGUAUAUUUGGCUGCGGCAUGGUGGAAUUCAGGGUAAGUGAACGGACAAAAAUAUUACAUUUUUUCUAAAUAAAUUUGACUAAAUUGUAGAAUGAAUGUACAAUUUCGCAUAUUAAAGUUAAACUUUAACCAACCUCGUGGAAUUUGAUCUUCGUCCAAUACAUUUUAUACAACCAGCUACUUAUCUCAUCGCAAAUUUUACUCAACUUUAUAUCAAUUGUAUGUAUUAUGAUUUUAGUUUGUUUAUUAACCUAUUGGCCAAAUGUUGCGGACAUGUGUGUAAAACAAUUUGUCGGAAAAAUGGUGAAAGCUGGGCACAUAACAACGCCCUGAUGAAAGGGACAAAUAUAGUUAUUAAGCUUGAAGUGAGUAAGUAAUGUGCAGUGCGGGUGGAGCAAAGUAGCGGGAAACCCUAGCUUCAGGAUGACAUAGGUAAGGAGGCCUCCCAAUUCUGCUCCACCCGCACAGCACAUAACUUACUCGCUUCAAGUAUAGUUGUGCUUUUCUACCCAAUUUGACACAACAAUAUAUUUGAAACAUACGGAUACUACACGGUAUUAUCACAACUCUAGACAGUCGGGUAGUAAUUCUGAAAAAGCAAU